Xenopus laevis (African clawed frog) is the source of this 2666-nucleotide messenger RNA. It is a transcript of the gene eda.S, whose product is annotated as ectodysplasin-A. Lineage: Eukaryota; Metazoa; Chordata; Amphibia; Anura; Pipidae. Bases 307 to 1380 code for a protein of 357 amino acids. Gene Ontology annotation, cellular component: membrane; extracellular region; plasma membrane. The transcript is spliced from 8 exons. The record is from RefSeq and is a predicted model, not a curated record. Gene Ontology annotation, molecular function: cytokine activity; receptor ligand activity; death receptor agonist activity. Gene Ontology annotation, biological process: immune response; positive regulation of canonical NF-kappaB signal transduction; odontogenesis of dentin-containing tooth.
AUGAGACGCAGUGCAUUUUGGGAUAAGGCGCACUUUUAUCUAGAAAAUAGUUCCCAGCUUUGCUUAGUUGUGGGCGGGUCGAGUAGGCGUGGUUCAGUGUAGAAUGCUGACUUCGGGGGCGGUAGCUUUCACUCCUGGAGGCGUGUUUGUGGUAGUUCUGGGCAGUUCGUCUACUGUCACGUUUCUCCUCCCCACCGCUAGCAUCUGUAGGACUCGCCUCGGCCGCCACUCAUGGCGCGUUAGUGGCUGCAGUUCAUUCCCUAAAUUCCCGUGCGCCUUCGGGGCCGCUCCCUACACUCCAUUGCCAUGGCACCGCGGAGUUCCUCGGACAAGCGCGGAAUGGACUCUCCUGAUUUGCCCUUGCAGCAGCCUGCGUGCGUCUGUCCGAAACGUUGCGGGAGCUGCCGGUUUUUUCUGGGUUUUUUCGCCCUGUCAUUGUCUUUACACCUGAUGACCAUCUGCUACUAUCUGGAGCUGCGCUCGGAACUCAGGGAGCUGUCUAGGGGUUCGGGGACUAGUGAAGCUCCUGGAGGGACUUUGCAGCAGUGGAGUACUGCUUUGCGACUGGCUGACAUGCAGCGGCACUCCGACCAGCGACAGGUAGCGCUACUAAAUAGCUUGAGAGCUGAUGUGAAAUCAGAUCUGAAAGAAGAAGAAAGCAGGCAUUUACGGAGGACAAAAAGGAACAAAGGCAGCGAACUCUCUGAGAGUCUGGGUCCAGCCAAAAAUAAGAAAAAAGGUAAGAAGAUUGGCCCUCCAGGGCCCAUAGGUCCACUAGGUCCCACAGGGCCACCUGGACCACCAGGGCCUCCAGGAAUCCCAGGUAUCCCUGGAAUACCAGGGACAGCAGUGAUGAGACAGCCAGGGCCUCCUGGACCAUCAGGGCCACAAGGGCCCCCUGGAAUUCAAGGUCCAACAGGUGUUAUUGACAGAGCUGGACCUAGAGAGACCCAACCAGCUGUUGUGCAUCUGCAAGGGCAAGGUUCUGCAAUACAAGUUAAAAAUGAUCUUUCAGGUGGAAUCCUUCAUGACUGGUCUCGCAUUGCCAUGAACCACAGGGUGUUUAAGCUGCAUGCCAGAAGCGGUGAAUUGGAGGUGUUGGUGGAUGGUACCUACCUCAUCUAUAGUCAGGUAGAAGUUUACUAUAUAAAUUUCACAGAUUUAGCAAGUUAUGAGGUGGUAGUGGACGAGAAGCCCUUUCUACAGUGCACACGCAGCAUUGAGCCUGGAAAGACUAACUUCAAUACUUGCUACACUGCCGGGGUCUGCCUCUUGAAGGCCAAACAAAAAAUCUCAGUAAAGAUGGUGCAUGCAGAUAUAUCUAUUAAUAUGAGCAAACAUACAACUUUCUUUGGAGCCAUCCAUUUGGGAGAGGCAUAAGGUUGGCAGGGCAGCCAUGAACCUAUUCAUGACUGCACAAGUUUGCUGCCCAACGAUUGCUUUUCCAUUCUCCAAACACCUGAGGAAUUUGGCCUUUGGUCCUUAUGUCCCGUGAAACAAAAAUGGGAGUGUGUAAGGAAAUCCUGCCCGUGGGAUAAACCUGAUGGAGAAGAAUGUGAUGAUUUCUGUUCUGAUUUUGCUAGACUGUGAUUCCCAAAUCCUUGAAAGAAGCAGCAGCGAAUAUUCUGCCCUGAAAACAGGUCCUUUCUUCUAGUGUUCUUACAGACAUUGUGAUUUUUCUUGCACUAGCUGGCUGGCACAGAACAUUAAAGCCAGUGAACUGUCACCCCCCCCCUUACUGUUCAUGCUUCAUAUAUACACUAAAGAAAGAGCAUUAAUCACUGUAUUCCGCUUUAGUAUUCUGCAGUCCUGAAAGGAAAGGAAGUAUUUGUCUUUGGCCAAGCUAUCGCCAUCACAUAACUGAAUAUUUCUUUUUACUGUGAGUAACUGAAAAACAAAUUGUACAGAAAAUUGUCAAGAAAAGAUUUUUAUUUAAAAAUAAAGUGUAUUGGGUAAGGGUUCGUACUGACAAGCCCUUAAAUCUGUGCUCCCCCUGCGUUCCGUUUGAAAGCGCUUAGCUGCAGGGGAUCACAGGAAGGAACACAUCUUAUUUAUUUAAAGGGGCGCUUACUGACACAGGCACAUGUACAGUAAGCACCAAAUGCAACAUGCUGCAUUAAAAACCUGUGUUCAGUGCUUACAGCACUUCUCCAUAUGAGCCCUUAUGGAGUUGGGCAGAAAACCAGUGUUUAUGGUUUUGGCUGCUACUUGUAAAAUUGAUGUAUUUGGUUUAGAAACACUACUAUUGUUUGUAUAAAUAAGCUGCACCAGGGCAGAGAAAAGAAAGGCUCAGACAGCUACUGCUUUCAAUCCUAAUUACAUUUACAAAACCCUUCAGACCAUGGAAAAUGUGUAAUGCAUUGUAUAUUGAGAAGUCACUUGGAAUGACAUUUUCUUUCAUUAGCCAACAUUCUACUUUUUGGCUGAGGGUGCAUCAGCUCUUUUGCCCCAGAACAUGCAUAUCGAGGAACCUGGAAUGCAGACUGGGAAACAAUCAGUUGAAUGACAUAUUUAUGUUGCCCAGGGCUCUCAUAGCAAUGAAGCAAUACAAUUGCAGGAAUGCAAAUGCUCAUCCAGGGGCCUUGUUGAUGCACAGAUAGGUCUGUUUUAAUGUUAGACCCAUAAAGUGAAUAUUCUUUAUGUACAUAAAAGUGAUUUUUUUCUUA